AUGGCUGGAGAUAAGAAAGAAUGGAAAAAUGAAAGAAAAAAAGAAAGAAAAUGGAAAAAUGAAAGAAAAAAAGAAAGAAAAUGGAAAAAUGAAAGAAAAAAAGAAAGAAAAUGGAAAAAUGAAAGAAAAAAAGAAAGAAAAUGGAAAAAUGAAAGAAAAAAAGAAAGAAAAUGGAAAAAAGAAAGAAAAGAAAAAAAAGAAAGAAAAGAAAAAAAAGAAAGAAAAGAAAAAAAAGAAAGAAAAGAAAAAAAAGAAAAAAAAGAAAAAAAGAAAAAAAAGAAAGAAAAGAAAAAAAAGAAAGAAAAGAAAAAAAAGAAAGAAAAGAAAAAAAAGAAAGAAAAGAAAAAAAAGAAAGAAAAGAAAAAAAAGAAAGAAAAGAAAAAAAAGAAAGAAAAGAAAAAAAAGAAAAAAAAGAAAGAAAAGAAAAAAGGAAAGAAAAGAAAAAAGGAAAGAAAAGAAAAAAGGAAAGAAAAGAAAAAAGGAAAGAAAAGAAAAAAGGAAAGAAAAGAAAAAAGGAAAGAAAAGAAAAAAGGAAAGAAAAGAAAAAGGAAAGAAAAGAAAAAGGAAAGAAAAGAAAAAGGAAAGAAAAGAAAAAGGAAAGAAAAGAAAAAGGAAAGAAAAGAAAAAGGAAAGAAAAGGAAAAGGAAAGAAAAGAAAAGGAAAAAAGAAAGAAUGGAAAAAGGAAAGAAAAAAUAA
Messenger RNA from Schistocerca serialis cubense, 696 nucleotides. RefSeq lists its product as uncharacterized. Gene Ontology annotation, biological process: nucleosome assembly. The coding region runs from base 1 to 696 and encodes 231 amino acids. The transcript has a single exon. NCBI's taxonomy places the organism in Eukaryota, Metazoa, Arthropoda, Insecta, Orthoptera, Acrididae. The record is from RefSeq and is a predicted model, not a curated record. Gene Ontology annotation, molecular function: DNA binding; structural constituent of chromatin. Gene Ontology annotation, cellular component: nucleosome.